CCUUCUCUAAUCAAAUAGAAACAUGUCGUCCAAAAUCCCAUCCUCGUUCGACGGAACCAACGAGCUCGAUGUAGAGUAUGUGAAAACACUCACGUAUUAUUAUAUGUAAUCUAUUCAAUUGCUGUUUUACAUUCAUGUGUACUAACUCGCGACAGUGAAAUGGACACAAUCCAGAAGCUUGUUUCCAAGAGCAAGCAGCAGCCCUUGGUGCCAAUAGGAACGCUUUUGACAACGGCAGCCGUGAUACUUGCUGCCAAAGCCUUGAAACAAGGAAGAAAACUGGACACUCAGAAGUACUUCAGGUACAGAGUUGGCUUUCAGGCUUUUACACUUGUGGCGUUGGUUGUUGGCGGCUAUUACUACCAAAAAGAAACAGCCGAACAAAAGAAAUCGCGCGAGGAUCUUGCCCGGGAGAAAGCCAAGGCAAGAGAGCUGCUUUGGAUCGAGGAGUUAGAGAGAAGAGAUGCCCUUAUCCAGUCGAGAAAACAGAGGUUGGAGGAAUCCAAAAAAGAGCUCCUCAAAGUUGCGCUGGAGGGAUUUGAGCAGGAGAGAUCCCAGGCCGAGUCUGAGGACAAAUCCGAGGAGUCAUAGAGAGUCAGUCUUUUCGCCUGUAGAGUCCGGUUCAUGCUAGUUCUUGUUCAUGAUCGUAUGGUCGGCAUGAAUGCAGACUUUGGAACUGUAAAUAGUUAACGAUUCACGUAUUGCACUUGAUUGCCGUAGGCGACUUUGGGGGCAGAGGGGGUUCUUGGAAUCUGGAAUUUUCUUGCAAGAGGGAACUCUGGUCGCAACUCACUUGCUUUUCUUAUUUGGAUAUGGCUCUGAAGCAUCCACAAUCUGUCAGCUGGGUUAGACAUUUGACGUUGAAAAAGACGAAUCGAAGGAUAGUUAUGGACAAUGCUCCUGUGGAUAAA
Messenger RNA from Metschnikowia bicuspidata var. bicuspidata NRRL YB-4993, 911 nucleotides. RefSeq lists its product as uncharacterized. Lineage: Eukaryota; Fungi; Ascomycota; Pichiomycetes; Serinales; Metschnikowiaceae. The transcript has a single exon. Gene Ontology annotation, biological process: mitochondrial respirasome assembly. The record is from RefSeq and is a predicted model, not a curated record. Bases 160 to 591 code for a protein of 143 amino acids. Gene Ontology annotation, cellular component: mitochondrion.